GUUAUCACCGGCCAUCUCUUAAGCCUCAUGCUGAAGCGCACUUAAAGGUGCAUCAUUCUCAGGGCGCACUCACCGGCUUCAGUCUCUCCGAGGCUUCCAAAAGCAUACCCAACCUUCUGGUAGCCACUCGUACACCACCAUCAUGACGACGUUAUCGGAGCAUCUUCACAACCACAAUGCCUCGCCUUCAGAGUGUACCAACGAACCGGUCAAUAAUUCUGGUCAUGAGGACAGCACGACCGGUGGAGGAGGGUCAUCAGGAGGAGGAGGUGGUGGCGGCCAGGGCACUGGAACGAGCCCUCCGGAUGAAAAGUGAUGAGAACGAUUUGGAGGCGGGAGUGCCAGCUUAAAUCGCUGCCUUCUAAGACGAUUGUCUUCGACGUGUAAAUGGACGACGAAGCGCAUGCAUUGGCGUUGGGAUUGCGAGGCAUUCUUUGGGUAUCGGUCGUUUUGUGUAAGCCUGCGACUGGGAUUCGAUUCGGGGCCAGAGGCCCUGUCUGGAGGACAUGAUAUGCACGACUUAGAAACAGACACAUAGUUGCCGGCAAUGCUGUGAGGGCGCCUUGAAGAUGC
This is a messenger RNA of Mytilinidion resinicola, 573 nucleotides long. RefSeq lists its product as uncharacterized. Bases 143 to 316 code for a protein of 57 amino acids. The record is from RefSeq and is a predicted model, not a curated record. NCBI's taxonomy places the organism in Eukaryota, Fungi, Ascomycota, Dothideomycetes, Mytilinidiales, Mytilinidiaceae. The transcript has 2 exons.